Galendromus occidentalis (western predatory mite) is the source of this 1228-nucleotide messenger RNA. RefSeq names its product RRM1_TatSF1_like and RRM2_TatSF1_like domain-containing protein barc (gene barc). Gene Ontology annotation, cellular component: U2-type spliceosomal complex; U2 snRNP. Gene Ontology annotation, biological process: mRNA splicing, via spliceosome. The transcript has 2 exons. Bases 47 to 1228 code for a protein of 393 amino acids. The record is from RefSeq and is a predicted model, not a curated record. Gene Ontology annotation, molecular function: RNA binding. NCBI's taxonomy places the organism in Eukaryota, Metazoa, Arthropoda, Arachnida, Mesostigmata, Phytoseiidae.
UUCGGACCGUGUUAUCCGGCAGCACCACCUUCAAAUACCGGUGGCCAUGAGCGGCAACGACGACGACGACGAUUUCGAACGUCAACUCCGGCUCGAGCAGCAGGAAAAAGCUUCGGCGGCAGAUGGUGCUUCGGAUCCAUACACCUAUACCGAUCCCACCGACGGCACCGCUUAUGAGUGGGAUCAUGAGAAACGCGCUUGGUUUCCGAAGAUCAACGAGGAUUUCAUCGCGAUGUAUCAAUCGAAUUACGGAUACGCUCCGGCCCCGGAAGAAUCGACCAGUAAAAGUACGGAACCAGAGAAACCGCCUCCGAAAGACAACAACGAUGAGGUGGAAGCGAGUUCUGAGAAGGAAGAGGAUUCCGAGAAACAGCCCUCUUCAUCCGACGCUGCCGAAGUUGCGGGGUCUGAGAUCCUCAAGAAGAAGGGUCUGAAGAACGCUCAGAAGAGACCAGCGACCUGGUUCGAGCUGGAUGACGCCCACAAUACGAAGGUGUACGUCAGCGGUCUCCCAACUGAAGAUUUCGAUGACGAGAAAUUCAUGGAAAUGAUGUCCAAAUACGGAAUGCUGUUCAAGGACGCCUCUGGGAAGUACCGGGCUAAACUCUACAAGGACGCCAAUGGGAAGCUCAAGGGCGACGGCAUCUGCACCUACCUGAAAGUUGAGAGCGUAGACCUCGCCAUCCAGCUGCUGGACGGCAGUCAGAUGGGGGAUCAGCAAGUUCACGUCGAGAGAGCGAGAUUCCAGAUGAAAGGUGAAUUCGAUCCGUCGAAAAAGCCCAAACCGCUAAUGAAGAAGGAGAAGGAGAAACUGAAGAAGAAAAUUGAGAAACUCUUCGCAUGGAAACCCGACAAACUCCGCGGCGAGCGCAACAAGUGGGAGAACACUGUCGUGAUUCGCAACUUCUUCGAGCCACAAGAGUUCGAUCAAGACCCACGCCUGGUGCUCGAAUACCAAAAGGACCUGCGAGAAGAAUGCGAAAGCAAAUUCGGUGAGACGAAGAAGGUCGUGAUCUACGACCGUAACCCCCAAGGGGUGGCCACUGUUACGUUCAAAGACGUCGAGCACGCCGACGCCUGUAUAACGACAAUGAAGGGUCGUUUCUUUGCUGGACGGCAACUCGAAGCGGACCAUUGGGAUGGCAAAGAGAAAUUCAAAAUCGUCGAAUCGGAGGAGCAGCUCGAAGAACGGAUGAAAAAAUGGGAUGAAUUCCUCGAGAAGGAAUAG